Adineta steineri is the source of this 6570-nucleotide messenger RNA. The record is from the annotation of a GenBank genome assembly. NCBI's taxonomy places the organism in Eukaryota, Metazoa, Rotifera, Eurotatoria, Adinetida, Adinetidae.
AUGGCGAGUGACACAGAUAAUAAAUAUUUAAAACGAUGUUUACAAAAAAUAAUUGAAGCAGUUAAUAAAACAAUCGAUGCAUUAGCAGUUAUAAACCCAGUUAAUUCACAAACGUUACCUUUGGAUACUGAUAAUAAUACAUUUAGUUUAAAUGAACAAGAAAUUAAAUUAAUAGAUGAUCUUAAAACAACUAUUGAAAAUCUGUUAAAUGAAAACUUAUCACGUUUAUCUGGUAUAUGUCAAAAAUAUUUAUUGAAUUUUUUACAUCAAUAUGAAUAUGAUAGUCAAGAAAAAAAAUUCAAAACUAAUUUUAAUCAAAGUAUUCUCUCUGCAUUUCAACGUGAUCUUCAAAGUAUGUUAAGUUCAAUUGAUGCUUUUCCAGCUGCAUGGAAUGGAGAUCUAGAUAUUGUUAAAACAUUCAUUAAAAAAUAUCCAACUUUCAAAGAUAAACCUGGACUUUGGGGAACAACAUUAUUAUAUUCUUCAUCAAGAAAUAAUAAAAUGAAUGUUGUUCAAUAUCUUAUUGAAACUGCUAAAUGUUCUAUAAAUGCACAAAAUGAACAAGAUCUCGAAAAAGGUUUAUUGACAACAACAUCAACAUCAUCAAAACAUAUUAAUGUUAAUCCAACAGCGGCUUCGACUGCACUACAUGGAGCGUGUUAUAAUGGGCAUUUAAAUGUUGUUAAAUAUUUAGUUGAACAUGGAGCUGAUUAUUCAAUUAAAAAUCAAGCUGCAGAAACACCUAUUAUGAAUGGAGAACGUCAUAAACAUAUACAAGAAUUUUUUCAAAAUUUUCUUGUAGUAGGAUAUUCAAGAAGUUCAAAAAGUUUACCAAAAACAACAAUUUUAGAAGAAAAAAAACAAGAAAUUGUUGAUUGUAUUUGGGAAUAUAAACCAUUUAAAGAUGAAAAAUGGUAUCCAUUUUCAUCUAGUGAAGCAAGUGAACUACAUCAAUCAUUAAUAGUUAAACCUGAUAAGAAAUUUAAACAUGAGGUUUUUCUUAGGCUACGUACAACUGUUUACAGUGUUUCAACAAUUCAAUUUUUACGCUCUGGAAAAGAUAAUAAUCGUGAAAAUAAUUUAGCUUGGGUACGAUGUCGUGGUUCAUCUAUUUUAAAUUUUGAUUGUUAUGCUUUAUGGCAAAUAAUGUUUACCAGACAUACAUCAGAUAAAUUAAAGUCAUUUCCAUCUUUGAAAAUCUUAAAUAUUCCAACUAUCUAUGAUAGUCAUUUUUAUAUAAAAUUAAAUGCUUGGUAUAAUUGUCAUGCUGAUACAAAUACUCAAUUAGAUGAUGCAAUUAAUUAUAGAAAAAAAUCUAUUGAGUUACGUUUAGAUUUUAUUAGUGAUGAUCAAUUAAUAUUUAAUCUUGAAACAUUUACAUUUUCUAAUCAAGAAGGUUCAUUUCAAGGUUUUAUUCGGUGGAUACCAAAACUAAUAUCAAAUAAUGAAAAAUAUAAAAAUAAACUUAAAAGUCUUUAUAAUUUUUCCACAUUAACUAAUUUAGAUCCAAUACCUCUUACGACAGCACAUCUUAAACAAUUAUCAGAUAGAAAAAACCUGAAUUCAUCAAGUGAAAAUAACAAUGAAGAUGAUUAUUCAACGCAAGAUAUUAACGAAGAAAACUAUAAUUUAGAUCAGAACGACGAUAAGACAAAUAAAUCACGUGAUAAUGCUUUAUGGUGUGUUAAUGAUUCUAAAGGCACUGUACUUGAUCCACAAGUAACCACAGAUGAUGAUGUACAGAGUGUUAAAGACGAAAAAAUUAAUGACUAUCUUCGACAAACUGAUGAUAAAUCUCACUCAUCAUCCGACAAACAAUUUACCGAACGAAUAAAUUCAUCAACAAAUGUUUCUGCAAUAUCAGAAGAAGAAUUAAAUAAAUUUAAAAAAGAAAAUGAACAAAUUGCAGCUCGUCUUAAAGCUGCAAAUGAAAAAUCUUCUGAGCUAAAAAAAUUACUUAAAGAUAAUCAAAAUCAAAAUCAAAAUCAAUUCAAAGAACUUUCUGAACAAAUUGAUAAAUUAAAUAAAGAACAAACAAAUUUAAAGAGAAAAGAAGAAAAUCUAAAGGAAAUAGAACGUCACAUUAAAAUAAUUGAUUAUGAACGAAUAGAAAAACAUGUUGUACACGAAUUUUUUACACCAAAAUUUGCUUUGAUCUUGAAUUGUUUAAAAAGAACAAAGAACAAAUACGAUUAUUAUACAGAUAAAAUACCACAAAUGAUAUUUACAGAAAAAAACAAUUUAUUUAAUAUUACCAUAAUAGGUUUUCAAGAUCAUCAUCAAACAUUUAAAGAUAUUUUAAAACAAAUAUUAAAUUUAUCAAGUCUUACACAACGAGCCAAGGAAUAUUAUCAACGACAGCUCAAUCGAUUUUUAAAAUUAAUAAACAAUAUAUUAAUUAAAAUCCAAUCCAAAACACAAAAUUGGAAACAAUAUUCGAAUUUUUUAUUAGAUUUAUUAAAAGAAAAGAUUAAAGAAUAUUCGAUCUUGUUCAAUGAUUUUAUUUCUGAACAAGCUCGUGAAAUAAGUGAAAAAUUUAUUUUAAAUAAUGCUAUAUCAUCAUGGAAUGAAAUAACAAAACAAACCGAAUUAUUUAUACAAAAAAAUCCAUUUGAAAAUCAAAUAGAAUCUCUUAAACGUCAAGCAUUGGAACAAUUUAUUACACAAAAUAUAUCUUUUCAACGUUUAAAACUUGAAAAAAAACCAAGUCAGAAAUCAAUUGAAAUUUUAAAAGAUUUUAUUAAAAAAAUUCAAAAUUCUUUUGAAAAAGAACAGAAAUAUAUUGGAUAUCAACUGGAACAGUUUCGUUUAAUCCCAGAAUUAUUAAAACGACUUAUGACUUAUUAUUGUUGUUUUGCUACUCAAUUACCUCUCUUUGAAUCAUCAAAAGAUUUAUUACGUCAAAUUGAACAAAAUACAGUGAUUACCAUUGCCACAUCAACUGGAUCAGGAAAAUCGACAUUAUUACCAGCUUUACUUGUUGCGGAAGGAUAUAGUAAAGUAAUGGUAACUCAACCGCGUCGUUUACCUUGUAAAUUAAUUUCUCAACGUGUAAAUGAAACUAUGACAACUGAUACAAAUCCUAAUUCAGAUAAAAUAGCUGGCUGGGCUAUUAGUGGCGACGAAGAUAAUCCUCGUGCUGAAAUUCUUUAUUUAACUGAUGGUUUACUUAAAGAACGUUUACUUUACAAUGAAAAUUUUAUUCCAGCUAAUAGUUCGAUUGUUUUAUUCAUUGAUGAAGUUCAUGAACGUUCUGUUAAUAUUGAUUUAUGUUUAGCAUUAAUCGCGAGAAUGCUAUCUACAAAACAACAAUCAAUGAGUAAAUUAAAAAUUAUUAUUUCAUCUGCUACACUUGAUACAUCAGUUCCAAAUCUAUUUAAAAAAAUUCCACAAAUUAAAUUUUCAGAAUUUACAAUGCCUCUCAUGGGUACUUUGUAUCCUGUUACGAAAUAUCCUCGUCCAAAUGAAAAUAUUUUAGAUAUUGUUCAAGAAUUAUAUAAAAAACGACAAAGACAUGAUCAAAUUUUAUGUUUUGUUAAUUCUGUAUCAGAAGUUAAUCAAUGUGUUCGUUUAUUAAGUGAAAUAAGUCGUGGAACAAUUAUUGCUUAUCCAUUAGUACAAUCUCAACAAGCACAACAACAAGAAUUAUUUCUUGAACAUGGAAGUGUUUUCUUUUCAACAACUGUUGCUGAAACAUCUUUAACAUUUCCUUCAUUAAAAUAUGUUAUUGAUACAGGAAUGAUUAAUAUUCCUGUUUAUGAUUUAGAUUCUGAACGAACAAUUCUAAAAGAAGUUCGAGCAGCUGAAUCAACUAUUAAACAACGUCUUGGACGUUUAGGUAGAACAAGACCUGGAGAAUAUUAUGCACUAUAUGAUUUUGAUGUUAAACAAAAACAAUUUCCAACAGCACAAAUAUGUCAAUCGGAUUUAGUUAAUAUUGAAUUUACAUUAACAAAAUCACCAUUAAAACAAGGAUUAAAUUAUUUAAAACAAUAUUUACCCGAUAAACCAUCACAACAAGCUAUUAAUUUAACCAUUCAAGAGUUAAUUCAAUUUAAGGUAUUGGGGACAGAUGCGAACAAUCAGUUAACAAAUUAUGGUAAAGCUCUUGCUAAAUUACCUGAUUUUGGUUCUGUGCCAAUGUCGAAAUGUGUCUAUGCUGCUCUUGAAGAGUAUCGUUGUGGACGUGAUUUAAUUUGUAUUUCAUCAAUGUUAAGUGUUUUAAAUACAACUAUUAUAUUUAAAUCUGUACCACAAAAUUUCAAAAGUCCAGAUGGAGAUUUUAUGACACUGUUAAAUAUAAUGAAUGAAAUUUUAUUACUUAGAGAAUCAGUAUCACCACAACAAUUUAAUAUAAAACGUGUUUGUCAAGCUAAAGGUUUAACUAAUAUCGAACAUCUUAUUCGACAAGCAUUAAAACGUUAUGAGAAUUUAGAAAAAAUAUUUAAUCGUUCAAAUGAAUAUUGUGAAAAAGCUCAAAUUAAAUGUGGUAAAUGGGAAUUUAUUGCUAAAGCAUUAUUAGCUGGAUAUUCCGAUAAUGUUUUUAUUUCAAUGAAAGAUUUACAAGAUAAAAUUCAUCAAUUUAUGCGAUAUAAUGAUAGAAAAGAUUUAGCAGUUUUAGAUUUACAAUCAACAUUAACUCGACCAAUAAGUCAAGCACCUGUUUCACUUAUUUUUGCACGAGAUGUACGUUAUUUAAGUGCUAUUCGUUCUACAGCUGUUCUUUCAUUUGUUGGAGAAAUUAAAUCUGAAUGGUUAAAUUUUAAUAUUCAAAGACAAAUUGAUUUAAAUAAUGAAGAAGAAACUUAUUUAAAUACAAAUAAUAAAUACUCAACUGCUGUAUCGAAAUUUUCAAAUAAAAUAAAUAUGCAAUUAAAUAAUGGUAUGGUUUCUUUAAAAGGUCCAGCUAGUGUUGUUUUAAAUGCUGAAUUACAUCUUCGACAAGAAAUGAUUACAGAAUUUACAUUUAAUUUAGAAAAUAAGAAUCCACCUAAUUCGGCUAAAUAUGCUAAUUUAGCUCGAAAUCUUGAAGGUGUAAUGAAAAUGAUACGAAUAUUUAACCCUAUGAAAUGGAGAUGGGAAGCUCAAAAACAAGUUAAAAUAACUGUUAAUAGUGAUACAGCAACAAAGACAUGUAGAAUAACAAUUAAAGGAAGAGAUUCAGAUAUAAAAAUAGUUAAAGAAGAAUUUGAUUCAUUUUUGAGAUGGUUACAAGAUUGUGCUGUCAUUAGACAUCCAAAUGCAGGUGUUCCUCCACGUAUUCUUGGUCCACAAAUGCGUAAAGAUUGUCGUGAUAUUGAAGAGAGAAUUUGUCAUAUAACUGAUAGUAAACGAACAUUAGUCGAUUUAUAUAAUGGUGUUAAAGGUUCAAAAGCAACACGUGAAACACGAAUGGAAGUUGUUGCUUGGAUUGCUGUUUGUAAAUUUGAUUGUCGAUUAGAAGGUGGUUUUGUUCGUGAUUGGGUUGUUGGAAAUCAUGAAUCAAAACCAAAUAAAAAUCCAACAAGUUGGCUUGAAUAUACUACAAACAAGAAAGGUCAACAAAUACCUGCUAUUGUUAAACAAGUUGUUCCAGCUGAUUUAGAUUGUCAUUUACCUACACAUGCAUAUUUUGAUGUUGAGAAAUUUCAAGAUGAGCUUUACAAAUUUGAUAUCAAAUGUGACGUUGUUAGAGAAAAUUGGAGAUAUAUUAUAUUAGUUGAUAAAGAUACUCCAACAGGACCAUUUACUAUGGAUUUAAUUGAACCACAUGUUGCAUUAACACAUGAUAGAAUUGAUUUUGAUGUUAAUAAUUUAUCAUUAGAAAAAGAUUUUACACGUGAUUUAGCUAUGCGUGUUAACAUUCAACAAAAACCUUAUUCAAUUGAACUCGAACAAAUUGUUGAUAAUAUUAAAAAUAAACGUUUUCAAGUACUGCGGCCAAUAGAGCCUCAAGUACAAGAUCGAAUUAUUAAAAUGACUACUAUUCGUGGUUGGACACAAUUAGGACAACCAUUCAAUGUUAUACCUGAACCACCUCCAAAAUAUUAUUCACUUCUAAUACCAUUACCACCACCAACCACUUUAUAUCAAGGUGUAGCACAAGAAAUGAGACAAAUAUCAGGUUCAUUACAGAUUGUAUCAAUUGAACAAGUUAAAAAUCCAUAUUUAGAAGAAGCAUAUGAAGCUAUGAAAAAAAUCAUUUCAAAACAAUGUACAGGAUUUAAUCCAAACGAACGUUUUCUCUAUCAUGGAACUAAGUAUGAAGGAAUUAACGGAAUAGCAGAAGAUGGUUUUGAUGAUCGAUUUUUCGUUCGUGAGGGUUAUUGGGGUCAUGGUGGUUAUUUUGCGGAUGACCCUAAAAAAUCUCAUGAUUAUACAGUGUCUAAUGCAACAGAUCAAACUCGUGUUAUGUUUUACAAUAAAGUACUUUUAGGUAGUGAAUCAAUACAAAAUGUAGUUGAUCAAACGUUGAUUUCAGCCCCAAAAGGAUUUCAUUCAGUCCGAGGCACAGCCUUCCCGUAUACUGAAUAUAUUAUUUAUCGUUAUGGUCAAGCUUUACCUUAUUUAAAGAUAACUUAUAAAGCUUGA